This is a messenger RNA of Hypoxylon trugodes, 384 nucleotides long. RefSeq lists its product as uncharacterized. The record is from RefSeq and is a predicted model, not a curated record. Bases 1 to 384 code for a protein of 127 amino acids. NCBI's taxonomy places the organism in Eukaryota, Fungi, Ascomycota, Sordariomycetes, Xylariales, Hypoxylaceae. The transcript is spliced from 2 exons.
AUGUCCCCUCGCGCGCCAUUGAAGGAUCAUCUACUUCACCAUCUGUCCAAGUGUUGUCACUGCCUCUCUUGGAGUCUCAUCCUAUUCUCUACGCACCCACGUCUGGUUCGACAGUGGGACUGGCUUGAUAUAGAUGGCCAAGAUCUCAACGGUUCGCUCCUUUUGUCCCGAGCUGGAAUCUCCUUCCUAAAAUCGGUGCCUGGCCUUCUUAUUUUUGGCUUCGCCAUCGCCUUAGGCGUGGUACCUGCCUGCACGUUGAUCUGUGCAGUUCAUUUGGUCUCUAUGUUUAUGCAACUGUUGCGUCUUCUCAUAGGCCUUCACGGCAUUUUUGUCGGAACAUGUCUGAAUGCUACGCUACGGCCUCCCCGAAGUACCGCUACGUGA